AUCCACAUGCGUUCAACUCCCAUAAUUUACAGUUUAAGUUAAAAAAAAAUCAACAGAACGAAUAGUACAUAGUCUGAAAUGCGCGUUGAAUACGAUAUGAUGUCAUUAGCUCUCUGGAGAGUGGCUCCAGUUUGACGGGAGAGACGUUAUGGAGCAUCUCAUCACGUAGAGGAGGCUUUUCCGGUUCAAGUUUCCUUUGUCAUCAGGAAGUGGCAAAGGCUGGGCUGUUUGUCUGAGCGGUAUCUUCACAGACAAAACACACAACUGGCGAUCAUGAUAAGCAUAUUUGAAGGGCUGAGCUGUUGGAAUGGGAGCACGCCCCUUUAAGAUAAAGUGAAUCUGGUCUCAGCCACCCUUGCAAUGCUGCAGCUGCAAGCCGACAGUAUGGAAGUUGCGGGGGCGGGCGUCUCGAGCCAUAGCCCCCAGAGCGAGGCAGUGACCAGCGAGCUCCAGGAGCUAUCCUUGCAGCCUGCUCCAAACGAGCUGCGGCUGCAGGAACGCAAGAAUGUCCUCCAGCUCAAACUCCAACAGAGACGCACACGAGAGGAGCUGGUCAGUCAAGGGAUCAUGCCACCGCUGAAGAGCCCGGCAGCCUUUCAUGAACAGCGGCGAAGUCUGGAGCGUGCAAGGACUGAAGACUAUCUCAAGAGAAAGAUCCGGAGUCGUCCGGAGCGCUCUGAGCUGGUCAGGAUGCACAUUCUCGAGGAGACAUCAGCAGAGCCCUCCCUGCAGGCCAAACAGCUGCAACUGAAGAGAGCGCGACUGGCCGACGACCUUAACGACAAAAUCUCGCACAGGCCAGGUCCCAUUGAACUGGUGCACAAGAACAUCCUGUCGGUUUGCCCUGAUCAGAACUCACCACCAGAGUCCCCAAAGGGAGCUGGAGGAGAGAGCUCGUCUUUGGAUGAGGACAGCAGUGACGCUCUUUCACCCGACCAGCUUGCCAUUCACGACUCACCUGUGAAUGCUGUCCCGCAGUCGUCGCCCUCAGACGUGCUCACCCAGAAUGGAGACAUGUCCCCCACACAGUUUGUCUCACAGCCCACUCCACAGCCUCUUCCCACUCCCCGGAUGAACGGAUCAGAUUCACCCCUACCCCUGAAAGUGGCAAACGGGACCAUAGCAACCUCCCGCACAUCCUUUGGGCAGCUCAAGUCUCACAGUAAGAUGAGUUCUGACCGUCCUCCACUGAGAUCCAAGAAAGCAAAGGACCACAAACCCAAGGUGAAGAAGUUGAAGUACCACCAGUACAUCCCUCCGGACCAGAAGGCGGACAAGGAGCGUCCACCUUUGAUGGAUUCUUCCUAUGCCAAACUCCUCCAGCAACAGCAGCUCUUCUUGCAGCUGCAGAUUCUCAACCAGCAACAACAGCACUACAACUACCACACAAUCCUGCCCGCACCUCCCAAGCCAGCACCAGAGCAGCCCCUCCCAACGAACCCCAGCCCUUCCCCCACUCGCAAUGUUCCCACGACCACCAACAUCAAUGCAACUCCGACGAGUGGGAAUGCACGUCCAAGCCAAACUUCAGUGGGAGGGGCCAAACCGACCACAUUGCCUGCCAAUCUGGAUGAGUUCAAGGUCGCCGAGUUAAAACAAGAACUUAAAUUGCGAGGUUUGACUGUCUCUGGCACCAAGAAUGAUCUCAUCGAGAGGCUCCGCAACUACCAAGAGCAAAACGGCAGCCUUGUGGCAGUCUCGAAAAAUGGCGCUUUGCAACCCAUCCAGCAGAGUGCAGCCUCUGCAGCUAACACCACUCCAACUGCCGGCACGGACCCACAACAGGCUGAGGGAGGGUUUAAGGUAGCACUAUCCCCACUGGCUCAGGCUUUUCCCGGUCGAGUUAUCCGUUUUGGAAGCACCAGCUCUAGCCCGCCCAUGUCUCCUUCGCCAUCUGAACGCUCGUUAGCAGGGCUGAGUCCAGAUGAGACCAGCUGUAACGGAGACAUGUUUGGAGAGAUGGUGAGUUCUCCCCUGACUCAACUCACCCUCCAUCCCUCUCCUCGGCACCCAUCCAACACCUCCCCUCUUUCACAAACGCUCAACCAACCCAAAGAAGAAGGCCUUAGCUCCUGCAGUCUCCACAGGUCAUCACCUGUCUCAGUUAAGCCCCUGGAGCCUUUCUCUGUGCUAAGCAUGGACUCCUCCUCCAUUGACAAAGACCAGAUGCUGCAGGAGAAGGACAAACAGAUUGAAAAGUUGACCCGUAUGCUGAGGCAGAAGCAGAGGCUGGUGGAGACUCUUAGGUCCCAGCUGGAGUUGGGAAAGAUGGCAGGAGGCGUGGCAUCAGAGCGGGAAGGAAGUGACAAGAGAACUGCAUCUCCAGAUGUUAAAUCUGAGCCACUCGUUAAAGCCUCGGCCAUUGAGUCCCCCGUGCUUCCCAAUGGCCUGGUGAAGGUAAAGCAGGAGAAUGAGGAAGGUAUGACGGGAGUCAUGGAGGAGGCCCAAAGCAAAAGAGUGCUCCAGCCCAUGCAGUGCUCUCAGGAGACUCUGAUCAGACUGCAACAGAUUAAUCGGCUGCAAGUCCAACAACCAGGGCAACCGAAGCAGUCGCAGAAGGUUUCAGAGCCGAAGUCAAGCCCUCAAAAGCAACACGGGCAUAAAAAGGAAUCCCAGAUUCUCCUCCAGCAGCAGCAGCAACUCCAGCAGCUCAUCAUUCACCAGACGCAGCAGAAGCAGCUCAUGGCCCAGCAGAAGUUGGCCCAGCAGAACCAGCUGCAACAGGCUCAAGGGAAGAAGAACCAAACGCAGCACAAGAACCCAAUUCCGCUGAAGCGCGUUCAGGUGCAGAUCCACAACCAGACUGUGGCCACUCAGAAGCCUGAAGCCAACCAAAGCCACCAGAGGAAGCAGCUGAAGGCUCUGCAAAGGCAGCAGCACAGACAGCAGAUGGCCACUGUCGGCACACAGCAGGUGCCACCAGUCUUGAUCAACCAACAGAACAGCACUCAGAUUCACACUCAGGCUAUUUCAUUAGACCUCCUUAAGGCUGGCGGCACACUGGUCACUGACACCAAUGGCAACCACUACUUGAUCGCCCUCACCAGUAACACAGCGGAGGGUCAGAACCGAACACCCUCGGUGGCCAAAAGCAAUGAACGUGUCACGCUGCAGAGACUGCAGUCGUCCCCGAGCAAGCUGCCCAGCACUGACGGCCAAUCACAAGAACAGAAAGACGGGCAGACUCCAAACCAGCCAAUUAAAAAGGGACAGAAAGUGGAGCUUCACGUGGACACCAAUGGCAUCCCCCCGGCUAGCUCGUGUGUCACCGCACCCCCUAACCUGCAGCCCUUCUUCGACGACAUGUCGGACAGCAAAAGCCAAAGCAACCUGAGCUCUUCCUUCAAGGUGCCGUCAACGCGACCGAGAGAGCGGGUGUGUCCGCCCUAUGACCGGCACACUCUGUUUACUCCUCCCUCCCCCAAACCCAGCACCUCUCUUCCUUCAAAGCGCUGUAAAGGGAAUGGCGUCAAUUGUCAGCAGAUGGACGACCUCUUUGACAUCCUUCUCAAGAGUGGAGAAAUCCCUGGUUUUAAGGCCAACCCGGACCCAUCACUCGCCCCUCUGCACUCUGAUCCACCCUCUCCCACUACCCCGUCAUCCCCUCUCCACCUCUCCCCUCCCACCCCCACUUCUCCUCUCAUCUCCCCUCCAGCCCCCCCAGGAGAGCCCGGCACAGGCGGUGGUCGCCUGGAGGACUUCCUGGAGAGCUCCACGCUGCUCGGCGUCGAGCCUGGCGGUGGCCUGACUCUCAUGGACGACCUCCAUAGCCAAAUGCUGAGCGGUUCUGGCAUCUUGGACCACCCGUCCUCCCCAAUGGACACAUCUGACCUGGGCUUUUCCACCCACUCGCCGGAGCUGGGGUUGCUCGACGUGGCUCUGGACAGUAUGGACUGGCUGGACAUCUCCAUGGUGGGGAACUCCAGCGGCAGGAGCGGCACGGGGGUAGGAGGAGGAGGAGGGGACGGGGGGACGAGCCUGACCCCCCUGGCGCCGCACACACCACCGAGCGUCUUCUCUGCUGACUUCCUGGACAGCACAGACCUGCAGCUGCACUUGGAAUCGUGUCUGUAGCCUCAGACGACGGCGCGCUGCGCUCAGGCUCCACCUUGAUACCUUCUCUAUGCUGUCUCUUAUCACUGCUGGGCUAUCUGGCACACGCAUAUGGAAAACCGUUUGACAAUUUAUUCAAUAUCCUUGACAUCCAUCUGAAGGUCAUUGUACUAGUCUCCACUUUGUCCUCAGUUGUAAAACAAUUCAGUGCACUAAUAACAAUUUUUCCCACUACUAGUACCACUUUUGACCAUUGAGUAUGGGCAUUGAUUAAUCCAUACUUGUUAAGUACACUGUUGCAAUGGUAAUACCACUAGCACCAAAUAGAUGGCAUGUGUCAUUUACUAGUAGCUUCCUGGAAUUUACUAAUAUCACCAAAAUGCCCACGAGCAGUUUUUCCUCUCUAAUAACGUGUCGUUAUCCCACUGGCCAGUUGCCAAAUUUGUUCUAAUAGCGAAGCUAUUUCAUACAGUUGUGGGGAAGAGGCUGCAAGCAAGAUAGAAGCAUUCUACUAGUGCGGCCGAGUCGUUGCAUUGUGCAGAAAUGUCUUACAAGUAGUGGGGGAAAAAAAUGUUUCAAGUUAGUUGUUCCGUUAGUGUGCUCAAUUGUCUUACUGGUGAGGACAAAGAGUGUACGAGUACAGUGAGCAAGGAUCUUGAAUAAAUGUUCAACCGGCGUUGCAUACGAGCACACAUACACACGCAGCCCUUUCUAUUACUGGCUUUAAUAUGCACUAUGAGUUGGACUUCAAGCAAGUUAUUGUAUUUCACUGAAGAUCCAUCAGCAUUUCCCGCUGUAGGUGACGCAGUCAUUUCAAAGAAACGGUUACCCAUCAGACGUACGAUCAGAUGGACGUGUGUGAAGUGCGUGUGUGUCAGUGCCUCCUAAACUUUGCACUUGUCAGAUUGGUUGAAGGGGGGGGGGGCGCUCAGGUCAGCAGACGAAUGUCGGGCGAAGCCCCCUUUUGUUACGUGACUGGUCAGCUAAGGUUGGCGGGGGGGGGGGGGGCAUCAGUGGCCCCCCCUACAUCACCAGAGCAACCUGAAGCCCACCCACGCCAGUCAAAGCAAAACACGCACAACCGUCACUGGUUGUCAGUUGCUGUUGAAAUGAACCUUAUCAGUGGCGACAGGUUUAAUUGAAGCCUCGUUAAGAGGUUGCGUAUUAUUGGUAACAUUAUGGUAGACCACUAUGUAUUGCUGUAUAUGGGGUGUAUAUUAUCAAUUGUUCAUAUGGCUAUUUUUUUUUCUUAUCUGGUCCUUUAGUUGAGCUUGCCAGCUGGGGGUAAUGGGGUGAUGGCGGGGCCUCCAAACACUUGGACCUUGUCUUUUUUUUUCUAAGAAUAAAGAAAAAAAGCUAUGAAAAGUCUUGUCUAAAUUAUUAAUUUAGCUUAACAAGCUGACUAUUGCAGGGCAGAGGUGGUUUUUAAAGUAAGAUGAACAAUGGUACUGUGCAUUAAGCAUUUGAUUAAAUAGCAUUCAUAUUAUUAAUUAUAGUUAGUCAUAAUUUAGGGCAGCACAGUGGGGAAACUUGUAAGAGCGUUUGCAUCACGGUUUGGAGGACCGGAGUUCAAAUCCCACCCCCACCUGUGUGGAGUUUGCAUGUUCUCCGUGUAGCUGUGUGGGUUUUCUCCGGGCACUCCGUUUUCCUCCCACAUCCCAGAAAUGUUCAUUAAUUGAAGACUAAAUUGCCUGUAGGUGUGAUUGUGAAUGCGUCUAGUUGUUCGACACUAUGUGCCCUGCGACUGGCUGGCAACCAGUCCAGGGUGUACCCUGCCUCCGGCCCGUUGAGAGAUGGAAUAGGCUGCAGCACCACUGGGGCCCUCCACUCCCUCAGAAGGGUUGCUGGGGGCCUCCACUCCCUCAGAAGGGUUGCGUCAGGAAGGGCAUCCGGCGUAAAAAUUGUGCCAAACAUAUAUGUGCGUUCAUCUGGGAUGACACGCUGUGGCGACCCCGAAAGGGACAAGCCGAAAGAAACUUCCUUACUCCUGUAACCUUUGUGUGGAUAAGGGGCUAAGAAAAAGAAUGGAUGGAUGAGUUGUAAUUUACAGAUUCCCAAAACUACUGUAUUUCACAUUUGACCCCAUCUACAGAUGACCCAGUGUACUCCUCAACCCCUUGUUAAAAUGUAAAAAUAGACCUUUGGUGCUUAAGUUUGCCCAUCCCUGCCUACGUGUGGUCCUCACCUUACGAAUGAGUUUCUACGUAAAUUGGAACGUGCCGUCAUCUUAUCAGAACAAAGUCUUCACGCAGAGGCGAAUAAUAAUCACAGAAGAUGGCGAAACCUGAUAAUCGCCACAAGGGGGCGCCGUGAAACAAAUUGCUAAUUUAAAUGAAAAUCUAUAACGAAACAACACUCAUACUCAGACCAGCAUCUUUAUAUGAAGUAAUCGUGUACAGUAAGAAUUAAUGUCCUAGCUUGAAAUCUUUUGUAUUCAGUUUGUAUUUUUGUACUUGUAUUUUAUAUUCACAUGUUACUGGAGGACGAGAGUGACUUGAACGCCAGGUGCACUCAUUUUUUUAAGUUUUUCUAACGAUGCUUGACGGGGCUCGAAGUCUGAAAAGUACUGGAAACGCUAAUGUGGCAUCAACAAAUUACAGUGUCACAACUUCAGCAGCAUCUCUUCCGCCUCAGAAGAGCUCGGGGACGGAAGCAACAAAAACAAAAGGCUCCAUUGGACCCUGGUGACUGGCGGUCUUUUCGAAGUUUUCAGUCCUCAAGUCUCUCUCUC
This is a messenger RNA of Syngnathoides biaculeatus (alligator pipefish), 6784 nucleotides long. RefSeq names its product myocardin related transcription factor Ab (gene mrtfab). The record is from RefSeq and is a predicted model, not a curated record. The transcript has 22 exons. The coding region runs from base 361 to 4074 and encodes 1237 amino acids. Gene Ontology annotation, biological process: smooth muscle cell differentiation. NCBI's taxonomy places the organism in Eukaryota, Metazoa, Chordata, Actinopteri, Syngnathiformes, Syngnathidae.